AUGCCAGUGCCAGUCGCAGCCAAAGUCGGCAUCGUCGCCGCCUCGGUGGCCGUGGCGGCUGCCAUUGCCAUCUACGAGAUCCCAGAGGUCCGGCGCGCGGCCCAGACCGUCCGUCGACGCAUUGCCAUCGCCCUUCACUCGUUAGGCGAGAAUGUCGACCCCGACGCACGGCCCCGCUUCAACCGCCCCGAGGACGCCGACGGCUUCUACCAGUCGCAUGCCGUCGACGCCGAUGAGGAAACCAGGCGGAGGCAACGGGAGGAGUUGCUGUAUUGGAACAUGCGCCGUGAAGAGCAAAGACGGCGGCAGAGCCAGGGGACUCGGGGCUCUACCUUCGACGACUUUCUCCAGCCUGAUCGGGCGGCCGAAAGCGGAACAUAUGUCUUCAACACGGGAGCGGACGCCCGGGCCUGGGACGCUGACAACGUCCUCCGACGGCGAGGCAAUGCCGAGGGCGUGCGCGGCCUCAACGCCGCUCUCUUCGCCAACCCCUUCAGUGAUGAACAUGAAAUCCAGAGGGACGAGCACAUCGAAUUGCUUUCGCCCGGCUGCGACGAAAUCAUGUCGGACAUCUAUGACGCCACCCCGCGGCUGCAGUCCCCCGCCAUCACCGCACAAGAACCGGUGCCGAUGCGAGCGGCGAACGAAGUGCUCUUCGACUUUGCGACCUACGCCCCGUCUAAGCCCGCCAGCGGAGACCGCGCCACCGUGGACCGCGAAGCGGAUCAGCACACCGCCGUUGCCUCUACCACAGCUCGCAGCACCACCCUCGACGGCGAGCUCGCCGCCGACGAAUACAUGACGGCGGGCCAAGACGACCGCACCCCCGCGGACGUGUACGCGGCGAUCCAGGCCUGGGCGCAAAACUCGUCUGCGGCCACCACCGCCGCCGCCGCCGCCGCCGCCGCCGCUACCACCACCAGCGGAAACAGCGACGACCACAACACGAGCUUCUACUCGCCGCUCCCCAGCACGCCACUUGCGCCGGUGUCCGAGCCCGAGAUCAUCAGCGACGGCCAGCUCACCCCGACCGGCUCGUCGUCCUUUUCCGCGGCCGGCUCCGGGGUGGACGUCGCGAACGAGGCCGUCUCGGUGGCGGGCGACGCCGGCAACAACACGGACUUGGACGUCAUGAGCGACACGGACGGCGGGAUCCCCACGCCGGGCAGCUGGAGCGAGGUCGGGAGUGUCAUUAGUGAGAGCGAGAGUGUCAUGCGGGCGUAG
Molecule: messenger RNA, 1224 nt
Organism: Thermothielavioides terrestris NRRL 8126
Lineage: Eukaryota; Fungi; Ascomycota; Sordariomycetes; Sordariales; Chaetomiaceae
Exons: 2
Coding region: 1-1224 (407 amino acids)
Source: RefSeq, a predicted model, not a curated record